AUGAAGAAAAAACAUGAUACCAUUGUUUGUGAACCUAAAGAACUUCUGAAUGCCAAAGUAACAAAUUGUUGCAAAUCCCUGUGGGUGAAAUACAGUUUUCAGAAGGAGUACAUGACCUGACUUGUCAGCUUCUAGCCAGUUUCAGCCAUGUCAAGGAACCCAGGUCACUAUCUGCCUUUUCAGCCCAAGGAGAGUAGCAGUGGCCAGAACCAUCACCAGGAGGAGAUAAUCUACAAGUUGGCCAUGCAGUUGAGAAACAUCGGGGACAGCAUUGAUUGUGGGAUGGUUCAAGAGGUGGCUCUUCCGUUUCCCCAGCAACAGCCAGUCAGAAAUCGAUUUGGCAGAAAGCUCGUGAGAAUUGGCCAGAAAGCCCCAGUGAACUGGCUUCCUGGGAGCUGCCUGGGCUCAGCCCAGGGCCUGCAGGGUGUCCCCCGACAAAGCGUUCUAAAGGGCAGGUGCACGUGCAGCCCCAGUCGCCUCUGA
Messenger RNA from Enhydra lutris kenyoni (northern sea otter), 483 nucleotides. RefSeq names its product peroxisomal, testis specific 1 (gene PXT1). The transcript is spliced from 3 exons. Gene Ontology annotation, biological process: positive regulation of apoptotic process. NCBI's taxonomy places the organism in Eukaryota, Metazoa, Chordata, Mammalia, Carnivora, Mustelidae. Gene Ontology annotation, cellular component: peroxisome; nucleus. The record is from RefSeq and is a predicted model, not a curated record.